Messenger RNA from Uloborus diversus, 1431 nucleotides. Its product is annotated as prostatic acid phosphatase-like. Bases 73 to 1422 code for a protein of 449 amino acids. The record is from RefSeq and is a predicted model, not a curated record. NCBI's taxonomy places the organism in Eukaryota, Metazoa, Arthropoda, Arachnida, Araneae, Uloboridae. Gene Ontology annotation, molecular function: phosphatase activity. The transcript is spliced from 10 exons. Gene Ontology annotation, biological process: dephosphorylation.
CAAGGAAAUGUUCGGUUCAACUGCUAAACCUGCCUUUAAAUCUCGAAAGGCGGUGUUUUCCCAUUUAGCGACAUGUUGAUCUUUCGCCGGCGAUGGAGAAAUAGUUACUUAUUCAUACUGCUUUACAUAAUCAUCUUCUUCAUGGUCAAAGAUUCCUUAUUCGGUGCUGUUCAGGAAUUCUUUAGCUUUAUUUUUCAGAGUGAACCCAAAAUCGAAUUGGCAACGGUCAUUCCGACGGAACCGCCCAUCACGAUACGGAAUGUGACCAAAAGGGAAUUGGUCCUUCUACAAGUUGUGUUCCGCCAUGGUCACAGAGCUCCGUUCAACUUAUACCCUAACGACCCACAUCCCGUGACAUUUUGGAAAGAAGGUUUGGGAAUGCUCACACAGCUAGGACGACUGCAGCAUUAUGUUGUUGGUGAUCAUCUGCAGAAGAGGUACAAAGAUUUUAUCACAACAAAUCCAACAGAGGUCGAGCUUCUGAGUGCUGAUGCCGACCGCUGUCAGUUCGGAGGAUUCGCCUUCGUAGCUGGCCUCUAUGCACCAUCCGAAAAUUAUAGCUUCACAAAGGAAUUGAGGUGGCAGCCCAUUAUCAGCAAGCACUAUCCAAACAGAGCAAACCGUUUUGUCCUUUCUCGGCGUAAAUGCGCCGUUGCCGCUGCUGAAGAGCACGAAUGGAAAGCUGGAAGAGAGGGAGAAGAUUUUCGAAACAGAUACCGGCCUUUCUACAAUUUCUGGUCGGAGCAUUCUGGUCGAAACGUCAAAGACUGGACUCGAGCUGCUGAUCUUGGAAAAACGCUUGCUUGUGAAAGAGAUUACAAUUUGUCGGUUCCGGAAUGGGGUAAGACGUACUGGGCUCAGCUAGAAGAGCAAGCUGGAAUCUCUUACUACUUUAAUUUCAGAACAAGACUCAUUCAAAGAUAUAGAGUGGGUCCUUUAAUCAGUUAUUUAAGGCAAAAAAUUGAACAAAAAGUGAAUGGAACUACGCCAGACAAAAAAGUGUACGUUUAUUCAUCGCAUGGCAGCAACAUAGCCUGUCUUUUACUUGCCAUUGGUGCGUACAACAUGCGCGCUCCCCCUCACGCCUCGACCCUGGCUCUGGAGCUGUGGCUGGAAGACGACAGGGACUACUCCAUCAGGUGGCUCUACUUCAACUCCUCGAACCCCGAGAAGCGGAUGGACGCCCCCUUCGUGAUGCCUGUCGCCGGAUGCGGAGAGCAGUUCUGUCCGCUGGACACCUUCUUCAACCUCACUUCCGAUCUCAUACCCGGAGAUUACUUACAGGAGUGCAACGACUUCUCAAUCAGGCUGAAAUUCCCUCUCCCAGAUUACAUUCCUGAGUCAUCAUCACAAAGAACGGAGCUUAACGUGAUCAUUUUGUACAUUGUUUUCAUUGUAUUUAUUUUCUUAAAUAAAAUGUGAAAAACUGCA